AAAAAACAAUUGAACCUAAUAGGUGAAAUUAGCUCAUCUUCCACGGCACACCAGACUGUAUCUCACGGCACACUAGUGUGCCGCAGCACAAUGGUUGAAAAACACUGCUAUAAAUAAGAAGAAUUGCUGUUCAUCACGUGACCAAGUGGAGCAUCUUUUUUGGGGGGCGGGGGUCCAUUUUUGAGGAACGCGAGUGAGCGCCAGGUAGCCCGGGAAGAUGACCAAACUGCAGUUUUUAAACGUUUUCUUGACCGAGCGACUCAUGCUCGCUGCACAGGAGAUCUACAAGUCCGUGGAAGACACGGUCUUGGAGUACCAGGAGGAAAUCGCCAUCAGGGAGCGAGAGAACGACCAUCUGAAGCGCAGGCUGCGAGAUGCUGGCAUUGAAAUAUGGCCAGACCGUCCAUCAAUGGCGCUGCUCGCAGAGCAGGAUGGCGAGCAUCCUCGGCGUGAGUGGAGUCCCAGCAUGGGGCACGAAGAGCGCAUCCCGAUCCACAUCAAGGACAAGCGAGAUCUGCGGACCAACCAAGUGGACGAGCGGCUCCGCGGCCACGGUUCCUGCAGUGCGUCAGAAAACAUGUUCUCCCCCCAGCAUGUCGCUAACGAGUACACGCAGGACGGCCCUCACGCGUCCAACCACCCCCAGAGUCAAGGCGCGGAGAACAGGGGGCGGGAUCCGAACUCUCGCGGCCCCGCCAGACACGUGAAGGCGGAGACUGGAGGUAUUCACAGGGGCCCCACGUCCUCUAAUAUCCCCCAGCCCCUUGCGCCAGUCAACCCCAAUUGCUCAAAUGAGAACAUUGACAUAAUCGGGGUGGAGAAUGGGGGGCAGAUGGUGGGCGCGAAGGCCAACGGAUCCGUGGUAAACCGAGGACAGGCGUCUCACAUGCGCAACCAAGCAGACUGCCCCCAUCAGAAAUCCCCCCCGCAAGACCACAUAUCGUCCUUCUGCUGCAAGGUAUGCGGGGAAGCGUUUAGUCACGUGGGACACCUACACGUGCACGUGCAGGUGCACACGCGGGAGAAACCUUACCGCUGCGGCGUCUGUGGGAAGUGCUGCAGCUCCUCCGGCCGACUCCAGGAGCACCAGCGGAGCCACACGGGGGAAAAACCCUUCAGGUGCCAGAUCUGUGGGAAAGGCUUCACCCAGAUGGCGCACCUCAAAGUACACAUGAGGAUCCACACGGGGGAGAAGCCGUACAGCUGCCCGGUGUGCGGCAAGUGCUUCAGCCGCUCCGACAAAAUCAAAAGGCAUCUCCAGACGCACACGCGCGAGGGGUCCUACUUCUCGGGGCAGUGACGCUGCAGUGUGUCGGUGAAUCAUAUUCAUAAGGAAAACUUUCAAACAAAACAAAUGCCAUUUUAAACAAGCUUCUUUCUUCUCCCAAAACCUGGAAGUCUGAAAUUGUAACUGUUACAGUGGAGAGUACUGUUGGUUUGUGACUGUAGUGUCUGAUGGAGUGCACUACUUGGCUGCCCCCAGCAGAGGCACUGUUGAGUCCCUCUCAACCAGUUUGCUGUCCAAAGAAGAAGACAUUGUCAUAUAAUGUAUUCCAACGGUUCUUAACCUUUUUGACCUCGGGGCCCAACUUUUUCACUAUACCCACGCAAAUAUUAACACUGAAUUAGUAAUCUUACUCUGGUUUUUAUCAUAUUCAAUAAUUAUAUCUGACCUACUCACAAUUCUAAACACCUUAUGGCCUCAAUGCAUACUUUAGGGAAAACAUGCCUGCCAUAACCUUCAUAGUUUGUUUUAUUAAUAACUGCACAUCAUCAACAUUGAAAUUGCACCUUUAAAAUUCCGUGCAAUCCAUGCGGUUUAAAUUGUAUUCUUUUUUAGUACUUACACUCAUUGAACCAUUAAUGGAAGCAACGGAAUAUUAAACAAAACGUUUUUCUUUCAAAUGAAUGUAUAGCCCUAUUGUCAUAGCAAAGGUCUGCGUGGGAAAUGACAAAGAUGCCGUCUUCUCCAGAUCUCAGACUGGUUGAGACCAGAGCCGUGUAGAGGGCGAGUACGGGGUUGGUGUCCAACAUGGCGCACUGUAGUUACGUGAGGGGCUUUUGACCAAUCAUAGAAAGUAUAGGCAAACUAUACUUUCUAUGAUUAGCUGAUGGUUGCAUUCUUGACAUAGGUGCUCAUGACCUGGGCCUGCAGUUGUAAAUAUACCAAGUCAGUAUUUGACCAUUUAAUGUCUAGACCAGAGGUAGGGAACCUAUGGCUCUCAAGCCAGAUGUGGCUCUUUUGAUGAUUGCAUCUGGCUCUCAGAUAAAUCUUAGCUGACGUUGCUUAACACGAGAAGUAACGAAUAAUUCCGCUGGUUAUCACAGUGUUAAAAAAUAACGUUCAAAAUAUCAAACAUUCUCAUGCAUUUUAAUCCAUCCAUCCGUUCCUACCGCACCUGUUGAAGAAGUCGCAUUAAUGGUCAAAAGUAUUUUAUUUAUUAUUGGUUAGCUUCAGAAUAACAAUGUUAUUAAAAAGAAGAAGACAUUGACGCAUUUAGUUGUUGUAAUCCGGGAAAGUCCAAAUGAAAGAGGAGACGUAGAAUUCUCUUGUCAGAGCGCGGGACGACACUGUACAAGGGUACAGGUCUACGGGUUUCUCCUCAUUGAGCUAAAUUGAAUCCAGUCUCUGUUUAAUUCCUUUCUUCUUGUCUGGUUAAUAGAUGUCAUCAGUGUUUGAACCUGACAGUUGUAUUCAGUGUUAAAAAUAUUAUAUGGCUCUUACGGAAAUACAUUUUAAAACAUUUGGCCUUCAUGGCGCUCUCAGUCAAAAAGGUUCCCAACCACUGCUGUAGACCAUGUCAGUUUGCACUUUAAAGGCCUACUGAAAUGAGAAUUUCUUAUUUAAACGGGGAUAGCAGGACCAUUCUCUGUGUCAUACUUGAUCAUUUUGCGAUAUUGCCAUAUUUUUGCUGAAAGGAUUUAGUAGAGAACAUCCACGAUAAAGUUCGCAACUGUCGGUGGUAAGAGAAAAGCCCUGCCUCUACCGGAAGUUGCAGACGAUGACGUCGCAAGUGUGGGGGCUCCUCACAUAUUCACAUUGUUUUUAAUGGGAGCCUCCAACAAAAAGAGCAUUUCGGACCGAGAAAACGACAAUUUCCUCAUUAAUUUGAGCGAGGAUGAAAGAUUCGUGUUUGAGGAUAUUGAUAACGACGGACUAGAAAAAAAAAAAAAAAACUAAACGUGAUUGCAUUGGGACGGAUUCCGAUUUUUCUAACACAUUUACUAGGAUAAUUCUGGGAAAUCCCUUAUCUUUCUGUUGUGUUGCUAUUGUUUUAGUGAGUUUAAUAUUACCUGAUAGUCGGAGGGGUGUGUCCACGGGUGUGUUGACGCCAAUGUCUCAGGGAAGUUGACGGCAGCUUCAUGGACGGUCCAAACUUAGCUUUUCUCCGGAAAGAAGCGACUUUUUAACCACAAUUUUCUCACCGAAACCUGCUGGUUGACAAUUGGUCUGGAUUCAUGUUCGCUUGACCGCGCUCUGAUCCAUAGUAAAUUUUCUAGUAUAGACCGUAUGGUUACAAACCAUAACUAUUGUUAAUGUUAGUUUAUUAUUAUCAUUUUAUGUACAUUUAUUUUUCAUCAGUAGUAUAUUUAUAAUUAGUCGGACCCAAGUUUAAGAUUUAUGCGUUAAAUAAAUAAUCUUUGUGAUUAACACAUGCUUUAAAAUCAUUUGGCAAGGUUGUAAACUGUAAGCAGGGUAGGUAGAACUGUUUAAAACAAUUAAAAUCAACAGUGAAAAUAUUUGAGUGGGCCCCUUGUGUAGUGGGAAAAAUUGGGCCCCAAGGUCAAAAAGGUUGAGAACUCCCUUUUCUAAAUAACUGGUCAAAAGCCCCUUAUGUGACUUGAGAGCUUCCAAGAGGACACCAGCUCUUAAAACCCAGUAUUAUAAAUGGUUUCUAUACGCCACUCCGGUUGAGACUGAAACAACAGCACCUGCGCUGGUUGCAGCAAGUAACACACUCUAUUUUGCGACAAAACUCCAAUGAAAAAUCUUUUCUCCUCAAUUUGUCAAAUGAUCAGCAAACUCUGAUUUAUACUAAGACUGCUUUGUGUUACCACAGCCACACCGGUGUUACAACUUUGCAUCCAUUUAGAAGUCUUCCCACAGGAAAUUGGAUAACAAUUUUGGAUUGAUUGCAAGCUAAAUACUGCCGCUUUUUGUAAUCUGAUGAAUAAUGAAGAGUAUUAUUAUGACGAACCACUCCACUCUUGUGAAAUAAUGAGAUACUGUAACAUGCCUGGGCAAUUAUUUUGACUCUGGGGCCACAUUUAGAGAAAAAAAUGUGUCUGCGGGCCGGUAUAUCUAUUUUUAGGAACACUAAUACAAAACCUCACAAUAAUGUCUGAUUAAAUGCUGAAAGCAUUAGGACAGACCGCCUUAAAAAUGUUUACAUUUUUCUAUGAACGAUAAAACACUGAACAUUGACAAAAUAUGAAUGUCACGCCCGCUUUUGAUCGAUAUAUUUUACAAUCAAGUGAAACGCAACAAAAAUGCAACAAACAGUGAAAUAUGAACGCAAAGGGUACAAAAUAAACCCACCUACAAUCUGAUAUAUCUGAUAUUUGCUGAAUUCCCCCCCAGGGAUCAAUAAAGUACUUUCUAUUCUAUUAUAUUCUAUACAGUAUAUCACUAAGCUUUAGAACUUUGUUGUGAAAAUCUCCUUCCGCGUCUGUGGAAACGCUUCCCGCCCACUGCUUGCUGCCUCGGCUGAGCUGCUGUGACGUAUAUGGCUUAGUAACUAAUUAGAUGACCAUAGUAACUAAUUAGAUGACCAUAGUAACUAAUUAGAUGACCAUAGUAACUGGUAUAUCAUCCAUAAGCGCAGAUUCCAACCAUUGAAAUACUUUGUAUAGUUGAAGACUUACGGUCAUUAGAAAACAUCCCUGCACAUCACAAUGGCACCUACACUUUCCAUCUUAAAGAUAAAAAAAAAUUAUUUGGGAAUGUCCCCGGGGCCUUAAUUUGCCCAGGUCUGCUCUGUAAGAUACCACUUAUAGUUAUGUCUUGGUCAUACCUUUACCUGUCCUUUUUAUUAUGACAUGCACUCUAUCGUAGGACCACUAUUAGGGCCUUUAUGUUUACACCCCACACAUUUCGAUACAUGAUUGACACCUGUAUCUCAAAUUAGCUGAUGGUUGCAUUCUUGACAUAGGUGCUCAUGACCUGGGCCUGCAGUUGUAAAUAUACCAAGUCAGCAUUUGACCAUUUAAUGUCUAGACCAGAGGUAGGGAACCUAUGGCUCUCGAGCCAGAUGUGGCUCUUUUGAUGAUUGCAUCUGGCUCUCAGAUAAAUCUUAGCUGACGUUGCUUAACACGAUAAGUAACGAAUAAUUCCGCUGGUCAUCACAGUGUUAAAAAAUAACGUUCAAAAUAUCAAACAUUCUCAUGCAUUUUAAUCCAUCCAUCCGUUCCUACCGCACCUGUUGAAGAAGUCGCAUUAAUGGUCAAAAGUAUUUUAUUUAUUAUUGGUUAGCUUCAGAAUAACAAUGUUAUCAAAAAGAAGAAGAAAUUGACGCAUUUAGUUGUUGUAAUCCGGGAAAGUCCAAAUGAAAGAGGAGACGUAGAAUUCUCUUGUCAGAGCGCGGGACGACACUGUACAAGGGUACAGGUCUACGGGUUUCACCUCAUUGAGCUAAAUUGAAUCCAGUCUCUGUUUAAUUCCUUUCUUCUUGUCUGGUUAAUAGAUGUCAUCAGUGUUUGAACCUGACAGUUGUAUUCAGUGUUAAAAAUAUUAUAUGGCUCUUACGGAAAUACAUUUUAAAACAUUUGGCCUUCAUGGCGCUCUCAGCCAAAAAGGUUCCCAACCCCUGCUGUAGACCAUGUCAGUUUGCACUUUAAAGGCCUACUGAAAUGAGAAUUUCUUAUUUAAACGGGGAUAGCAGGACCAUUCUAUGUGUCAUACUUGAUCAUUUUGCGAUAUUGCCAUAUUUUUGCUGAAAGGAUUUAGUAGAGAACAUCCACGAUAAAGUUCGCAACUGUCGGUGGUAAGAGAAAAGCCCUGCCUCUACCGGAAGUUGCAGACGAUGACGUCGCAAGUGUGGGAGCUCCUCACAUAUUCACAUUGUUUUUAAUGGGAGCCUCCAACAAAAAGAGCUAUUCGGACCGAGAAAACGACAAUUUCCUCAUUAAUUUGAGCGAGGAUGAAAGAUUCGUGUUUGAGGAUAUUGAUAACGACGGACUAGAAAAAAAACAAAAAAACUAAACGUGAUUGCAUUGGGACGGAUUCCGAUUUUUCUAACACAUUUACUAGGAUAAUUCUGGGAAAUCCCUUAUCUUUCAGUUGUGUUGCUAUUGUUUUAGUGAGUUUAAUAUUACCUGAUAGUCGGAGGGGUGUGUCCACGGGUGUGUUGACGCCAAUGUCUCAGGGAAGUUGACGGCAGCUUCAUGGACGGUCCAAACUUAGCUUUUCUCCGGAAAGAAGCGACUUUUUAACCACAAUUUUCUCACCGAAACCUGCUGGUUGACAAUUGGUCUGGAUUCAUGUUCGCUUGACCGCGCUCUGAUCCAUAGUAAAUUUUCACCUCCGGGAAUUUUAAACAACGAAUCACAGUGUGUUUGUGUGGCUAAAGGCUAAAACUUCCCAAGUCCAUCUUUCUGCUCUGACUUCUCAAAUAUGAAUUUAACAAAUUGCAAAAGAUUCAUCAACACAGAUCUCUAAAAUACUGUGUAAUUAUGCCGUUAAAGCAGACGACUUUUAGCUGUGUGUGCGUAGCGCUCAUACUUCCUAAAAACGCGUGACGUCUUGCGUACACGUCAUCAUUACACAACGUUUCCAAGACGAAAGUCCCGGGAAAUUUAAAAUUGUAAUUUAGUAAGCUAAAAAAGCCGUAUUUGCAUGUUAAUAUUUCAUCAUUGAUAUAUAAACUAUCAGACAGUGUGGUGGGUAGUAGUGGGUUUCAGUAGGCCUUUAAAAUACAAACAAAACACGUGAAUCAUGUCUUGAGAGUGUUUCAGCCCAGAUAUUCAUUUUGAUGACUUUAGUUGGAAACCACACACUUGGUAAUUGGACUACUGUCCGAUAAAAUAAGAGUAACCCUAUUGUCGUACAACAUUCACAAACAUGUACUUCUUUGUAAAUAUGGUUGGGUCAUGCAAGCAGUGUGUUGCACAAUAAAACACGGAAACAGUAUAUUUCGCAACACAAUGUUUUCAGGACAUUAUUUCGUAGUAAUCAAUAUGAGAGCAUUUUGUGUCACAAUGAUGAUUGCAAAAUGUUCCACGUCCUUAGUCUGACUUCUUCACUGCACUUUUGUUUCUUGGUUGUGCACAAGUGUGUGAUCAUUGCAUAUUAAAUGUAAUGUUUUUAAUGAAGUAGUUAGUGAGUAGUUAUGACGUUACAAAAUGUAGCGAUGGUAGUUAACUGCAUGUGCAUUGUUGCACCUUGAGACGUGACAACAUCUAAGUCAUGUUUCCAAAUUUAUGAAUUGGUAUCUGCAAUGACAAGCUUUCACCAUCAGGUGGAGUACUUUUCAUUUCAAUGAGGGAGCUCAGUCAAACUGAUCAUUUGUAUUACUUUGUUUGCCCUUUGACUUGAAACAUUACAUAUUCAUGAAUUUAUAAGUGAAAGCUGUUCAAAAUAAUUAUAGUUGAUCAUUUUAUUGUCGCCCUUAAUCCGGUCAACCUUUUUGACCAUGGACCCAAGUUUUUUUUACUACAAAGGGCAAUUAAUUUUACCUUUGCUUUUAAUGGUCUUCAAAAAUGAUAUCUAACCUACUUAAUGUUUACAACAUUUUCAAAUUAAAUGAGUUAAUCACAAAGAUUAGUAUUUGUUUAACACAAAGGUCAGGCUUAUCAGAAAAAAUAAGUACUGACCAAAUAAACGGCAAGGGACUCAUGAAUAACUGGCAAAAUAAUGAGUAUGUUUCCCAACUAAACUGUCAAUAAAAUUUAAGUUCAAAUAAAAAUGCAAGCUUCA
Nerophis ophidion (straightnose pipefish) is the source of this 7915-nucleotide messenger RNA. RefSeq names its product zinc finger protein 45-like. Bases 218 to 1300 code for a protein of 360 amino acids. Gene Ontology annotation, molecular function: DNA-binding transcription factor activity; RNA polymerase II cis-regulatory region sequence-specific DNA binding. Gene Ontology annotation, biological process: regulation of transcription by RNA polymerase II. The record is from RefSeq and is a predicted model, not a curated record. The transcript has 2 exons. NCBI's taxonomy places the organism in Eukaryota, Metazoa, Chordata, Actinopteri, Syngnathiformes, Syngnathidae.